Molecule: messenger RNA, 3040 nt
Organism: Balaenoptera musculus (blue whale)
Lineage: Eukaryota; Metazoa; Chordata; Mammalia; Artiodactyla; Balaenopteridae
Gene: FBLIM1
Product: filamin binding LIM protein 1
Exons: 9
Coding region: 442-1833 (463 amino acids)
Biological process (GO): cell-cell adhesion
Cellular component (GO): focal adhesion; stress fiber
Molecular function (GO): filamin binding
Source: RefSeq, a predicted model, not a curated record
AAUCAAGACUUGAUUGGAUGUGGACUCUGAUGGCGGAGAAAAGGAUGCUGGUUUGUGAGCUGGGCCGGGAGAGGGCAGAAGAGCCAAGUGGCCAAGAGCAUGGGCUCUGUGUUCAGAUCCCAGGUCUGCUGCUGCGUGACCCGAACAAAUGACUUCCACCUCUUCACCUGGGUUUCCUCAUCUGUAAGAUGGGCACGCCCUGAUGUUCUGACGAGAGUCACACUGUUUCCCGCCCACCGUGGAGCUGGCCUGAAUGUUGGGGACGUCAGCUUUCCCAGGAAAAUCCAGAUCCCAGAUGAGGGAGUUAACUUGGGGUGCGGCCCUGGGCUGGGACGGGCAGUCAGCUGCCCUGGGAGUGGGGAGCUGGAGGAGCGGCCCCUCCCUCACGCUCCUUAGAGGAAGGAAAUUAAUCAUUUGUGAGCCCCACCAGAAGCUGAAGCAAUGGCCUCAAAGCCUGAGAAGAGGGUCGCCUCGUCUGUCUUUAUCACCUUGGCACCUCCACGUCGAGAUGAGGCUGUGGCUGAGGAGGUGAGGCGGGCAGCUUGUGAGGCCCGGCCUGGCUGCCCCCGGGCAUCUCCUGCCCCCACGAAGGCACCCGGGGCUGGCUCUGCGGGGAGGCUCCGUUCCUGGACACCCCCCAGCAGGGCUGCAGCUCCAGUGCCAGCUGUUCCACCUCAGCUCUCCAGUGGAGGAUGUUCGCUUCCUCCCCCUCCCCUGGAUGGCGAGGACGCACUCCCCGACCUGGACCUCCUCCCACCUCCGCCGCCGCCCCCUCCAGUGUACCUGCCUCCCAACGAGGAGCCCCCUGCCCCGAUGGGGACGUCACUCAUUUCAGACUUAGAGCAGCUGCCCCCACCCCCGCCGCAGCCCCUCGUGGAGGGGCCUCCACUGCAGCCUCGGCCCAGUCAUCUCAGACCCACAGAAGAGGAGCUGCCGCCUCCCCCAGAGGAGCCUAUGGGCUUCCCCGAGAGAGAGGCCUCCACAGACGUCUGUGCCUUCUGCCACAAGACCGUGUCCCCUCGAGAGCUGGCUGUGGAGGCCAUGAAGAGGCAAUACCAUGCCCAGUGCUUCACGUGUCGUAUCUGCCGCCGCCAGCUGGCCGGGCAGAGCUUCUACCAGAAGGAUGGGCGGCCCCUCUGUGAACCCUGCUACCAGGACACCCUGGAGAAGUGUGGCAGGUGUGGCGAGGUGGUCCGGGAGCACAUCAUCAGGGCCUUGGGCCAGGCCUUCCACCCCACCUGCUUCACGUGUGUGACCUGCGCCCGGUGCAUCGGGGAUGAGAGCUUUGCCCUGGACAGUCAGAAUGAGGUGUACUGCCUGGACGAUUUCUACAGGAAAUUCGCCCCUGUGUGCAGCAUCUGUGAGAAUCCCAUCAUCCCCCGAGACGGGAAGGAUGCCUUCAAAAUCGAGUGCAUGGGAAGAAACUUCCAUGAGAAUUGCUACAGGUGUGAGUGGACGCUGGCGAGUCCCACCUGCGCACACUCCACGCCGCAGUGCUCGGGCCUGGGGUCCAUCCGCGUGUGCCUUGUUCCCGCAGGACUGCAGGAUCCUCCUGUCUGUGGAGCCCACGGACCAAGGCUGCUACCCUCUGAACAACCGUCUCUUCUGCAAGCCGUGCCACGUGAAGCGGAGUGCUGCGGGGUGCUGCUGAGGGCACCCGUGGGCUGGGGGCCGUGGUUGCACACUAGCCCCGCUCAGGGGUCCCUCCCCAACCUGUCUCCCUUCCUGACCUGCUCUUGCACACUUUCCUUCCGAGCCACACAGGGACCAGCCUGCAGGCCUGCCCCUCAUGUCCGGGACCCAAGCCUCCUCCCAGCUCAGAGCACCCUUUAAACUCUCAGCUGUUCCUUCUCUCCUCUGGGCACCGGGAGGCUUUCGUACCAUGAGUAUCGUGCCUGGGGGUCCCAUCUCCACGACUCUGGCCCCUCUUGAGCACUGGCCUUGACCUCCAUUUCCAGGGGUGAGUUGGGUUGAGUCUCUAGAUGGCACCCUGUGCCCCUAGCAAUGACACAUUAGCUCUGGGGGUACUGAGACCAGCUCUGCCUUGCAGGACUGAACUAUUUCAGGAAAACUGCAAAGUCCCUUAAAAAGCACUAUUUUUAAAAUUUGAAGUUUAAGUGAUGAGAAACAUUCUUCAGAUUUUUUGGAGGGGAGGUGGGAAUCUUAAAAGAAAAUGCCUUCUGUUGUUCAUAAAUGUACAAGAGUGUGACCUACUGGUGGCAUGGCCAUGGACUUCCUACACUGGGGACAUGUCAUGCUGACAUGGGGCCCAGGCAUGAACCUGAACAGCAGAGGCAGGAGCGAAGGAUGACACGCUGACACCCAAGGAAGUCAGCAACCCCUGCACCCUGGCUUCCGGUGCCUCCUUCUGUGUGCAACAGUGAUUCAGCAGACAUGGAUUGAGUGCCUGUUGUCUGCUGGGGAGCAGAGUACAGGAGCUCUGAGUGUGCCUCCUGCAGCAGCCUUGACUACGGCCGUGCACACGCGUGUACACACACACACACACACACACACACACAUUCCUCCAGGACAGCAACACGGGUGUCCCCCAACCCCUACUCGGGCCCUCCAGCCCAGGCUGCCCUGUGACCACUGCCUUCUCAAGGCCACACCUAGAAGAUUCUUUUUCUCUUUUAAGGGAAAUCAUUUUUGUUGCUUUGUAACUUCUAAGACAUUUUGUAGAACAUGAACACAUUAAACAAGAUGUGCUUUCCUCCCUGGGGUUGUCUUGAUGUACCAUGUGCUCCUAGGAGGGUGCCCUGGGCUCCAAGUACCAGGAGAGUUUCUCUGUAGGGCCCCUUAAGGGCUUCAGACCAGAGCACAGCUUCUUGCCCGAAGCUUAGAGCGGCGAGUCGCAAACUCCAGGCCUUCCCAUGCCUCCACAAUUUCUAUCAUACAAGGACCUCCUAUUCUAUUAUCUCCUUAAUAUUUUCUUUAACUCAACAUCCUUUUUUUUUUUUUUUUUUUACUCACUUACCGAUUUAGUCUUAGGUUAACUAAGCAAUAUAUCCAUGCAGUCACAUGUCGAUGUGCUAGUUAU